Messenger RNA from Papaver somniferum (opium poppy), 879 nucleotides. RefSeq lists its product as uncharacterized. Lineage: Eukaryota; Viridiplantae; Streptophyta; Magnoliopsida; Ranunculales; Papaveraceae. The transcript is spliced from 2 exons. The record is from RefSeq and is a predicted model, not a curated record. Bases 1 to 879 code for a protein of 292 amino acids.
AUGGGGAACAUGGAGAUAAUGAUGCAAAGGAUGGCUGCAGUUAUCAUACCUUCAUAUGAUGAGACCGAACAACAACCAAAUCAACAAGAUAAGGUGCAUGAAGAGUUAGUCGAAGACAAAGAAGAAACCACACCGAAGGAUAAUUCCAAGGAAUCGGUUCCUACUUUCACCACUCCACUCCCGUUUCCUAGACGAUUUUCUAAGUCGAAGAAAGAGUUGGAAUACAAGGAUAUUUGGGACAUCCUUAAAAAAUUACAAGUCAAUAUUCCACUCAUUGAAUCUAUUCGACGAAUUCCUCGUUGUGCAAAGUUCUUAAAGGAGUUGUGCAUGAAGAAGAAAAGAUUGAAAGGGAAUGAAGUCAUGAGUAUGGGGGAGAACGCUUUGGAGUUCAUUCUCAAGAAACUCCCACCUAAAUUAAAGGACCCCUGUAGUUUCACCAUACCUUGCACAAUUGGUAAAACAAGGUUUAUUCGAGCUUUGCUAGAUUUAGGAGCAUCGGUUAAUGUUAUGCCUUCCUCGAUUUAUGAUUCUUUAAAUCUCGGUCAUCUUAAAGAUACCGGAGUAGUUAUUGAACUUGCUAACCGAUCUAAUGUUUACCCGAAAGGGAUUGUUGAGAAUAUAUUGGUGCAGGUUAAUGAGUUUGUAUUCCCGGCCGAUUUCUAUGUCUUAGACAUGAAUGAUGAGAACUCUCCGAAGUCUACACCUUUGCUGUUGGGUAGACCAUUCUUAAGCACCGCUAGAACGAAGAUUGAUGUCCAAAAUGAAACCUUGACUAUGGAGUUUGAUGGUGCGGUCAUCCACUUCAAUAUCUUUGAGACAAUGAGAUACCCAAGUGAUGUGAAAUCAUGUUUUCUCGUUAAAGAGAUUGAUGCGGGAUAA